GUCGUUUUCUUAUUCGUCUAUGCGAGAUACUUCGACCGUUUCUACCUGAAUAACUCCUUUACGGCGCGGUAGGAAGGACGAAAACACGCGAUGUCGACGCACAUCCCAGAUAGAACCGGUUCAAAGCGCAGCCGGUCUCGGUCGCCGCCGCCGUGGCGCCAUCCGCAGAAGCUUCCCCGCAGAAACGAUGAAAGAGAUCACCAGUCGCGCAGCUAUGGGAACCGAGGAGGAGGCCGGGGUACCAACAUGAGAGAACAGUCUCGAUUGAAUCAACUCCAGGAAGAUGAGCGGAUGCGAGAAUGGGUUGCGCAGGAGGAUACUUUCGUCCUCAAGCAGGCGAAGAAGAAGGCAGAGAUUCGAGUGAAAGAGGGACGCGCAAAACCCAUCGACUGGCUCACUGUCACGUUGCGCGUUAUAGAUCCGACGAGAGAUCCUUUGGAUGACGAGAUUGCGGAUUCAGAGCUUGAUUUGGUUCACCCCGAUGGUGUGUUUGAGGGUCUGUCACAGACUCAACUUGGAGACCUGGAGAAAGAUAUCGAUACCUUUUUGAACCUGGAGACAAACCCGAAGAAUAGGGAUUUCUGGAAGACAAUGAAGAUCGUUUGUCGAGAUCGCCAGAAAACCUCCGCUCCUGAAGGCCGCGCUCUUAACUCUGUCGCUGCCGAUAUCAACAAGCUUCUUAGUCCAAAGUCAUACGAGCAAUUGGAAGUGCUGGAAACCCAGGUGCGGCGGAAGCUCGACUCAAAUGAACCAAUCGAUACCGAUUAUUGGGAGGAACUCCUGCGUAGCUUGACGGUGUGGAAGGCGAGAGCAAAAAUAAAGAAGGUCUACCAGGCAGUCAUAUCAGGUCGUGUUCGUGCACUGCGUCAGCAGCAAAGAGAGGAAGCUGAGUCUGUCCGCACAAAGUUGGCCCCACUGGCUCCUGUCAUUAGGACCGAUGCUGCUGCAAUGACCAAUGUGGAUGAGGAGAACAUGGAUCUUGACCCUGAGCCAUUGUUGCAACUGCUACCAGAGGAUAAGGCUCUCGGAAUUUUGGACGAGGAUGCUUUCCUUGAUCAAGUGGCCCGUGAUCGCGAGCGGAUAUUGAAGAUGGGAUUCGUCCCGCUCCGUCAAAGACUGUCAGAGAAGAGUUCUAACCAGGUAGUGACUCAAGCAAAGCAAACACCAGUUGCUGCUGUAUCUACUCGUUUCUCUGCGAUCCCGAACGACGACUUCUCCCAGGCAACCAAAGCUCUUUAUGAAAGGGAAGUGGCUCGAGGGGUCAGCGAGAAUGAAGAAAUCUUCACAGGGGAGGAGGCCGUCAGCACACUCUCGCUUCCAAAGUGGGCGAAUAAAUACCGUCCUCGGAAACCCAGGUACUUCAACCGCGUGCAGAUGGGCUACGAAUGGAACAAGUACAACCAGACUCACUACGAUCAUGACAAUCCUCCUCCGAAGGUCGUUCAGGGUUAUAAGUUCAACAUAUUCUACCCCGACCUUAUCGAUAAGACCAAGGCCCCAACUUAUCGCAUAGAGCGUGAACACGGCAGGAAGCGCGGGCAGUCCUUUGUCCCUGCCGGGGAAGAGGAUACUUGUUUGAUUCGUUUCAUUGCCGGGCCGCCGUACGAAGAUAUCGCCUUCCGAAUCGUGGACAAAGAAUGGGAUUAUAGCGCCAAGAGAGAACGUGGCUUUAAGAGCAGUUUCGAUAAGGUAUGUACCACCAGAAGAAUGUUGUUUGAGAGCAUUAACUAAUGUUGCCUUCGUCCAGGGAAUCCUGCAACUGCAUUUCCAGUUCAAGAAGGCAAGUUUCCUAGUCUAUUUGAUGCCAUUCACCAAGCUAAUAUUUGUCUCAACAGAUCUACUACCGUAAAUGAGCA
This is a messenger RNA of Paecilomyces variotii, 1856 nucleotides long. Its product is annotated as cactin. The coding region runs from base 91 to 1731 and encodes 546 amino acids. Gene Ontology annotation, molecular function: protein binding. The transcript has 3 exons. Gene Ontology annotation, biological process: mRNA cis splicing, via spliceosome. Gene Ontology annotation, cellular component: cytoplasm; spliceosomal complex. Lineage: Eukaryota; Fungi; Ascomycota; Eurotiomycetes; Eurotiales; Thermoascaceae. The record is from RefSeq and is a predicted model, not a curated record.